UCUUAAUACUGUUUGGUAGUAAUUAGUAGAGCAAGGAGCAGGCCUGUUCGAAUGGACACUGCAGGAUAUUUUUCAAUGCACUAAUAAAUCCAAAGGGAGAUGAAGUCCACCCUCUCUGUGUGUUUUUUACUGGCUGGGGUUCAAAUUUUGGUCCAUGGCCAUCGUCCUCACUGUCACAGUAAUGAGUAUGAUCAUAUAUAUCCCACAGAACCUGAUUCCCAGGUUGAAGAAGCUUAUCCAUGUAAAAGCAAAGCCUAUUUCAAACUAGCCCCAAGUAAUGCUGACUUUGCUUUCAGAUUUUACCAGUUGGUUGUAUCAGAGGAAUCUGACAAAAAUGUUUUCUUCUCACCCAUAAGCAUUUCCAUUUCCUUUGCAAUGCUGGCACUUGGUGCUAAAUCAGCCACUCUGAAUCAGAUUCUGGAAGGGCUGGCCUUUAACAUGGAAAAGACUCAGGAGAAGGAAGUACAUGAAGGUUUUUGCCAUCUCAUCUGUGUACUGAACCACACAGACUGCGAGAACCAAUUGAAUAUGGGCAAUGCCCUUUUCAUAGAAGAAACCCUGAGACCACUACAGACCUUUCUGGAGGAUGUCAAAAACUUUUAUGACUCUGAAGUUUUAUACACUGACUUCCAAAAUUCUACUGCUGCGGAAAAGCUGAUCAAUGAUUACAUUGGGACGAAAACCUAUGGCAAAAUUACUGAUUUAGUCCAGGACCUUGAUCCACAAACUGUGAUGGUUCUUGUUAACUAUGUUUUCUUUAAAGCCCAUUGGGAAAAACCCUUCGAUACUUUUAAUACUGGAGAAGAGGAUUUUUUUGUGGAUGAGAAAACAACUGUAAGAGUCAACAUGAUGUACCGGCAGGGCAUUUAUAAAAAUCACUUUGAUAAGGAGCUUUCUUGCUGGUUGGUGCAAGUACCUUGCAGUGGAAAUACUGCAGCCUUGUUUGUUCUGCCUGAUGAAGGAAAAAUGAAGGAAGUAGAAGAUGCUCUGUUGCAAAAAACUGCCUCUAAAUGGGAAAAUUCCCUCAGAAACAGGAAAAUACAUCUGUACGUUCCAAAAUUUUCUAUUUCUGGGACCUAUGAUGUAAAAGAGAUAUUCAGGCAAAUGGGCGUGAUUGAUGUAUUCACUGACCAAGCUGACCUGUCAGGAAUUACAGAGGAAAGUGGACUGAAGGUUUCCAAAGCUGUUCACAAGGCCAUGCUGAAUGUUUAUGAGAAUGGUAUGGAGGCAGCAGCAGCUACUUUUCUAGAAAUAGUAGCUGACUCUCUUUCUCCUACCAUAGAAUUCAACAGGCCCUUCUUGAUGAUGAUUGUUGAUCAAGCUACCCACAGUAUUCUCUUCAUGGGAAAAAUCAUGAACCCUACUGAAAAAUGA
This is a messenger RNA of Alligator sinensis (Chinese alligator), 1374 nucleotides long. Its product is annotated as alpha-1-antiproteinase-like. Bases 100 to 1374 code for a protein of 424 amino acids. Gene Ontology annotation, biological process: negative regulation of endopeptidase activity. NCBI's taxonomy places the organism in Eukaryota, Metazoa, Chordata, Crocodylia, Alligatoridae. Gene Ontology annotation, molecular function: serine-type endopeptidase inhibitor activity. The transcript has 5 exons. The record is from RefSeq and is a predicted model, not a curated record.